UUUUGCCGGCGACACCCAACAAAGUGUUAAAAAGGUUUCCCAGGCUCAUCCAUGGCCCAUAACGUGCCAAGAACUUUGUGUGCUGCAAGUUGGAUUUUCUUGGAGCAAUGGUUACGAAGGCGGUGUUCGUUCUACUACUUCUGUGUCUGUGCACUGUUAGAAGUCAACGAUACAUCAGAACCAGGGCUUCUCAGAUUGAAUCCGAAGAUGAAAAUGGCAACAGGAGAGGGGUCCUAACUCCACAAAGUCAAGUCAAUUAUAAUCAAUACCGUCCAGCAGCUCAACAGCGCAACCCUGUAUACAUCAAUGCUCGCGAUACCUACACCUACAGGCCUUACUCAUUCGACUAUGUGGCUGCCGGUGAGGAUGGAUCCAGUUCUCGACAGGAGACAGCAGAUGCUUCUGGAAGAGUCGUCGGUUCUUAUACUCUUAAUGUGGAAGACGGACGCCAGAGGGUGGUCGAAUAUGUCGCAGACCAGGAUGGUUUCCGAGCCACAGUCAACACCAACGAACCAGGCACAGAAGCUAAGAAUCCUGCUGACGUAAUCUUCUACUCUGCUGCUGCCAGAACAGUACCUCAGGGUGGAUACACACCCACACAGACAUACCAGCCACGUCCAACAUACAGACAGCGUCCUACUUACAGACAAAGGCCAUCUACCAUCUAUACGCAGCCCAAUGUUUUGACACCCGUCUAUCACAGGCCAGAGAAUUACUACCAACACACCAAUGCCCACCAGGGUCAAGCGUCUAACAACUAUUACUACCAUGAUAGAUGGAACCUUUUGCAGUAAAUGGCUUCUCUCGUGCUUGUUUUGAGUUUGGUGUCGGAUGGGGGCUUGUUCAACAAGGACGUUGUGCUCAAUUGUUGUUAAAAUGUUUUUGUAUUCAGUUCCGUAAGCUUAAAAUAAAAGUGAAGUGUUCAUACAUACUG
This is a messenger RNA of Uloborus diversus, 934 nucleotides long. RefSeq names its product cuticle protein-like. Bases 108 to 794 code for a protein of 228 amino acids. Lineage: Eukaryota; Metazoa; Arthropoda; Arachnida; Araneae; Uloboridae. The transcript has 4 exons. Gene Ontology annotation, molecular function: structural constituent of chitin-based larval cuticle. Gene Ontology annotation, cellular component: chitin-based extracellular matrix. The record is from RefSeq and is a predicted model, not a curated record.